Messenger RNA from Planococcus citri (citrus mealybug), 2605 nucleotides. RefSeq lists its product as uncharacterized. NCBI's taxonomy places the organism in Eukaryota, Metazoa, Arthropoda, Insecta, Hemiptera, Pseudococcidae. The transcript is spliced from 2 exons. The record is from RefSeq and is a predicted model, not a curated record. The coding region runs from base 171 to 2501 and encodes 776 amino acids.
AUCAAAUUAGGUAAUAGUUUCGUCUAUUUUUUGAAGAUAUUCUUUAUCAGUGAAAUAAAAACGAUGUCGAUAAUAUGAAUAUGGGUGCUCGCGUUGAACUUGGUGCUCAUCGAGAUUUAUUAAUGGCGGAAUCGAAAAAAUAAAUACCAUCGUCACCUUAUCUCCGCACCAUGCUACUCCUCAUCUUUCUUCUCUCACUGCCACUACUCGUUGUCUGCGAAAAUGGCACCGAGUUCCUCGAGGAAACUUCAGACUGCGUCAAAGAUUUAACACCAUCUCACUCGCCUCAAUUCAGCCUGAAUUCCGGAACUUUCGAAGAUUUCGUCAAAUACAACGACUUCUUCAUCGAUCGAACUCUCCUACUCAAAGAAAUCUUCCGCGCGAACCCAUCUUUCAUGACCAUAUUCUACCUACCACGCAAAUUCAGCAAAUCCACCAAUUUGCAGAUGAUUCGAACAUUCGCCGAAAUAAAAUUAGACUCGAAUUACACCAGACUCCCUCCAAAUGACACCUUCGCCUAUAAUUUCUUCGCAAGGGGUAAAAUCAAUCACGAAAACGAUGUCGUAGAAUUACUAAAGAAACCGCCCAUGAUCUCACACCAUUCCGAUCUCAUCAACUCGCACUUAGGUCAGUACCCUGUGAUUUACCUUAAUUUGAGCUUUAUUCAAGCCAUCGACUACGACAGUACUUGGAACUGCUUGAAAGAUAGAAUCGGUAGCGAGUUCAAAAGAUACUGGUUUCUGCAAUCGCGAGUUAACCCGAGUAACGAAUCGUCACUAUUCCUCAAAUUGGUGCAAUACUUUAAUAAAAUGGACGGGAUUCGCGAUCAACAACGGAUAUACCAUUUAACCAGCAGCAUGGAGUGUUUGGCCAAACUGGUAGGAGAGUUCUUCAAUCAAAAACCGAUCUUGAUGAUAGACGAGUACGACAGUUAUAUAGAUUCGGUCUUACACGAAUACUACAUCAGCAGAACAGAAGACGACAAAGUGAUGAAAUUCUUCGCUCGUUUCAACGCUCUCUUCGGUAAGAAAGAUCUUUGGCAACGGGUCAUCGUGACCGGAACUUACAGUAUUUACAAAACUAGUUUGGAUUCGAUCCCGGUAUCGAAAAAAAUCUAUCACGCGCUCGCCAACAAUAUUUCGUACUUUUUUGGAUUCACCGAUCGAGAUGUGAGAUCACUAGCCGAACACUUCCGAAUACCCAACGAUGAAUUAGAACAAGGUAUAGACUACUACAAAGGCUACCAAAUGGGCUCGCAUUAUCCUAUCUACAAUCCGUGGUCCAUAUUGAAAUAUUUCCAAACCAAGCAGCUCGAAAACCAUUGGGAACAAACGUUCAAAAACCUUAAUUUCUUGAAAGCUCUGUUCAACAUCGACAAAAUGCGCAGCGUUUGGAUGGGACUGCUCGGCGAUCGAACCAGAUGCGCCAGCUAUCUCUACAUAAUUUACAGCGAAAGCGAUAUGUGGUACUUGAAGAGUAUAUUAGCCACCAAAAACCGCCUCAACGCCCUCAGUCCCAAAAAAUUCACACAAACAUUGAUGUACAUGGCGGAUGCUGGACACAUGACGUGGAUGAAAUACAGAGAACCCGAUCCCAGUCGAACGUUCAACGUAUGGUUGCCAAAUAAAGACACCAAACGAGCCACCUUCUUCAGAAUGAGGGCAGCUUACACGACCUUCCUCAAAGUGAAAACUACUCUGGCCGAUGACGCGGCCCUCAAACUACACUCGUAUCUGUCUAGCGAUCGUCCGGGGCAGCUUUUUGUCGAAGUGAUGACCACCUUUGAGCGUUUAUACAAUAAAACUGGCGCGUUGUUUGAGACAGAUAGACGAUUUCGCGAACCUGUACCCAAACAAAAAGCCAGAGAUAUCGCCGAUUACAUCGGAUUACGUAUACGUUACCAAUACGAUUACGAGGCCGAUCCUAUGUUCAUGUCUGGUUUCCUGCUGCGUAAAUCUAACGCUUCGUUCGUGGUCAUUUUCAAUUAUAAUCAAUCCGUCGAAUCGGGCCAAGUCUUGGAACGAGUGAGAAAUUACGUCCAUCCGUGGACUACACUCAAGCCAGAAACCACGAUGGUUAAAUACGUCGUAAUUAGCGUCGGAAAUGAUACAGAUACUCAUAUGCUAAGUUAUACCUCUAAUUACAUUCCGAAUGAUACAAUCGCGACUUCCAAUACGUCUUCUGGUGAUAUGAAGAGUAAUAUUAUAGAGACUACUGUGGUGCACCUUCCAUCCACAGAAGUUUCAAUAUCGUCCACGAUCGAUUCGAGUCCAAUUGUGGAAUCUACUCCUCCUUUGCCCAUUAUUGAAGAUCACAUAAACACAUCUUCCAGUGCGGUGGAAAACCAAUCAUCUUUGAGUGAUUCUGAAAAUAACACUGUGAUUUCGCAGAUAUCUCCAAGUCCAAAUGAGAUUCAAACGUUGGAAGCUGAAUCCACAAAUCACACCACGAUCACAACAAUUCUAGGUUAUGUGCCAGUUUCAUGUGAUAUUCCACCAUGACAGAAUUUUUCGACUGUCGUAAUCGAUUCUAUUUGAAAAUGGACUGAUUUUAUGUUAAUGAUUUGUGUAAAUAAAUUUUUUAAUAAAAAAAAGCUCACGAAAAA